Messenger RNA from Tetrahymena thermophila SB210, 3402 nucleotides. RefSeq names its product transmembrane protein, putative. Lineage: Eukaryota; Ciliophora; Oligohymenophorea; Hymenostomatida; Tetrahymenidae. The transcript is spliced from 4 exons. The record is from RefSeq and is a predicted model, not a curated record.
AUGAGAAUGUAGAGUUAGUUAUUAAAUAUAUCUUUGAGUAUAUUGAUUAUUGUUUUGUUAGUGAAAAUAAAUUAAUCGUUGAUUAAGUAUCUUGCUUAAAACUAAAGUAAAGAGAUUUAAAAAAUAAGUAAACAAAUAGAGUAUUAUUAACACUUAUCUAUUUAUUAGAAUAUAUAAAUGAAGUUCAACUAUUUUUUAUUACAGCUUCUUUUAGUUUUUAAUUUAGCUAAAGCACGAUAGCAAAUCGAAAAUUGCAUCUCUUACUUGGUAGUCUACAUGGAUCCCUAAAACUAGUAAUUGACUUUGAUUUGCUAAGAGUGCUUGGAAGGAUAUAUUGUUGCAUCAGAUUUCCAAUCAUGCAUCUCUAAUAAAAACUUUCUCUACGAUUACAAAUAUUGUAAAAGAUUGGAUUCAAAUAAUUAGUGCGAUGAAGGACUGUGCUCUAUUUACAUAGAUUAAUAUGGAAAUUUUUUUUCAGAAACUGAAUACUACGAUCCCAGAUGCGCAAAGGUGGAUAAAAUUAAUAACAUUUGUCUCAGACCAAGAUUCCCUUUCACUUUGGUCUAAGAUGAUAACUCUUUUUACUACGAAGAUAACUACUUUUGCUAAAUAUAAAAUGCAAAUAAAGAUUGUAUCAAGAGAUAUGGAGGCUUUUAGUAACAGAACGGGUAUAAAAGUUUUAUAAUGCCUAUAAACAACAACUUUCCAAAUUAAAAUUGUUAGAUUUCUAACUGCAAAAGAUGCGGAUUAAUUAACAAUUUAUAAGAACUGCAAUAUUGUCAAGAGUGCUAAAGCAAUUUUUACUCAAACUACAAUCUUUUGUGUGAUGUUAAUUGCAUAUAAGACCCUGUAAGCUAAAAAUGUAUUUAUUGCAUAUUACCAGAUAAUAUUCUUAGGGUAGGGGAUCAAUGCUAAAAUAAAUUGAAAGAAGUUCCAAAUUGCAUAAAGAGUAAUUCAAUAGGAGUUUGUAUAUAAUGUAACGAAGGUUAUUUUUACCACAUUUAAAAUCAAGCAUGCUAAGAGAGAGUUGCAUCGAAAUAAAAUUGCAAAUUGGUCAAUCCUAUUUCUGAUUAAUGCUUAACUCCUGAAUGUUAAGUAGGUUUUUCGCUUAGUUAACAAUUCGAAAAUGACUUUUAUUAUACAUAAAGCUAAUAAUAUGAUAGCAUAAAUGUAUUUCUUCUACCUUCUGAAUAUCUCUAAAAAAUACUCCAAGAUCCCAAAUAAUAUAAAUUAUAAAACUAAAUUAUUAGCAUUGACAUUCCUGACAAUUAAGAUGUUAAAAUGAUUAUGCAAGACUUUUAUUACACUAACUCAAUUAACCAAAUGUGUGUAAAUACUCCAAAUUUAAUUGAUGGCUGUAUAUAAUAUUUAGGAAAUUUAUGUGUCUAAUGUGAAAACAAUAAGAUUUAUUAUUAAUAUAUGCCAAAAACAGAUUCAAAUGGAUUGUUUUACAAAAGCUAUUGUGGUGAAUCUUAAAAUUUAGGAGUAGAAAACUGUUUGCUUUUUAAAAAUAAUUAAUGUUUAAAAUGUAUCGACACAUUUUAUUUAGAUGGUGGACAAUGCUUAUAGAAUCCGAUUUCUAACUGCAUGAUUAUUGUAAAAGGUUCUGAUGGCUAAACUUUUUAAUGCUCAUAAUGCCAAAAAGGAUAUUAAUAUAACUCUUAACUAAAUAGUUGUGUUAUUAUACCAAAAAACUGUAUAGAUUAUCAAUGCUCUUAAUGUAUCGAUAACAUAAACUAUUAACUAAAUAUAAAUACUUAACAAAAUACACGUUCCUGUUUUCAAAUUAAAUAGUAAUAACCCCAAUUUGAGCCUUGUUAACAAAAAACUGAUGGAUAAUGCACUCAAUGUAAUUAUGGAACUUUAUUGUAAAAUGGGCAGUGCGUAUUAAAUUAGUCACCUUGCUUAAGAUUUUCAGAUAAUAAGAAAUGCUUAGAAUGUUAAGCUAAUUAUACUUUAUUUAAAGGAAUGUGCUACUACUCAGAUCCUCUGUCUUAUUGCAAUAAAUCUAGAUAUUACUAAAACUCCUCUGGAUAUGUGAGCAAAUGUGAUUUUAAUCCAAAUGCAUAUGAAACUGAAAAUGGACCUAAUUGCAUUGAAAAUUAAAAUUGCAAAGAAGGAGAGUAUAAAGAUGAAACAGGAUAAUGCUAAUAAUGUAAGUUUAAUACUCCGAGUAGAUAAAUAAAAAAAUGCUAUAAAAACUUCAGUUUAGAUAUUAAUGCUUACUAUGAUGAAAAAACUAACUAAGCAUGGAAUGAGCUUUAUAAUAAAUAUUUUCCGAUAUGUUUAAAUGGGAGACAUUUAAUAAAUAAUAACAGUGUAUGCUCAUAUAAUGUUCAACUGAAAUACCCAAAAAUUAUUAAAAAUUAAAUAACACAAAAAUACAUUAAUUAGUUUCCAACAAGUGAUGACGAUAUCAGCUAAGAAAUUUAGUUCGAUGACAAAAAAAAUUAAUAUUUUUGUCCUCAAAAGGUAUGGCUUUAACAGGCUUGGUAGGAUUCUCUAAGUAAAUGUUAAAUUUAAGUAUAAAAUUUUUGUUACUAGGGUUUUGUUUUUGAAGGUGGCAUAUGCUAAUUUAAGUGUGGGAAUGGACUUAUAUCUUUUUCAGAAGAUGGCUGCGCAACUUCUGAACAAUGCCAAUAAGGUAUGUAGUGGUAAAAUGAACUAAAAACUUGUAUAUAUCUUUGUGGUGAUGGUUUAGUUGCUUUUAAUAACAUGUCUUGUGCAACCACAACAACCUGCUAAAUGAGUGAUUAGAAUGAAAAGUCACCUGAAAGAUGCUUCAAUUAUAUAUAAAUUAAUAAAAGUUAUACUUACUCAGCGGGCAAUUCUUAUGGAUAUUUAUAUGCUCUAAUUGCAUUUCUAGUAAUUGCUUUGUUAUUAUCAAUCCUCUACAUUAGAAAGUUGAAAUAGGAAUAAAAAAUUUUUAAAAAUACCACAGUUGCUUCCACAUAAUAAGAAAAUAAAGACACUGAGUCAAAUAAAGAAUCAGAACCAUUAAAUCAAAAAGAAAUUAUUUAUAAUAAUCAAGAUAAUUUAAUUACUAUUUAGGUAAAUCAAGAUGACUUACCUGAAAUAUAAAGUUCUAAUGAAGAUUUUAGAAUUGAAAGUAAAAUUUAAAGAUAUAACAAUUAAAAAACCUUAAUAAAUUAGAUAGAAAAUAAGUUAAAGUAAGAUCUUGAAAAGCAAAUUAACAAUCAAUUUGAAAUAGAACUACCAUCUGACCCCUCCUCUUAAAUCAACUUCAAUGGUAUUCCUAAAUAUAACCUUAAACCUGAUCAUAGAUAUUCUUAAAGCUCAUAUAUUCAAAAUAGUAAUCAGCAUAUGAAAUAAAAAGAAGAACUUUAAAGGCAACACUCACUACAUCUUAAUUUGCAGUUUAUUGAUUAAAAAUAAAAAUGA